This is a messenger RNA of Phymastichus coffea, 1497 nucleotides long. Its product is annotated as odorant receptor Or1-like. Gene Ontology annotation, biological process: detection of chemical stimulus involved in sensory perception of smell; sensory perception of smell. Lineage: Eukaryota; Metazoa; Arthropoda; Insecta; Hymenoptera; Eulophidae. The transcript has 4 exons. Gene Ontology annotation, cellular component: plasma membrane. Gene Ontology annotation, molecular function: odorant binding; olfactory receptor activity. The coding region runs from base 85 to 1431 and encodes 448 amino acids. The record is from RefSeq and is a predicted model, not a curated record.
UUUAGUUAAUGAUCACUUCGUGAGAAUAGCCUUGCAUAAUAGAAGAGCGCGCGGCGAAAGUUGCAACGAACUGAUAAAAUAUUGAUGGGGAUGUCAGUCAACGGGCACGCAGCCAGAGGCAGUCGCGUAACGCAGCCGCACAAUGCUCGAAGCAUGCGCAGCCUAAAGUUCACGUUCGAGGUGUUGACGCUGACGGGGAUGUGGCUGCCGUCGCAUUGGCAAUCGGAAAGAUUGAAGAGAAUCUGCUACCACGUGUACACCAGCGUCGCGGUAUUCGGCACUUACACGCUCGUUGCCCUGCAGGUCCUUCUUCUCGUCAGCAGCGAAUUCAACGUGAACAUGUUCGUUGACAUAAUGUUCACGCUGUUAACUGCCAUAUCAAUAUGCUUCAAAGUCGUUCAUUUCAUUGUGCGGAAAAGCAAAGUCACUCAACUGGACGAAAUGCUGUUCGAAAGCUUUUGUUUACCGAGGAACCAGGUCGAAAUGGAAAUUCAACGGAGGACUGAUUUGUUCAUUAAGAAUUUUACGAUAAUAUUCAACGCACUCGGCCAAGCGACGCUUUUCUGCUUUAUGAUAACGCCUUUACUGCAAGACAAAUCGACGCGAAAUUUGCCAUUUCGCAUGUGGCUGCCCUACGAUCUUCGUGACGAUUGGAGCUACUGGAUAACUUACGUCUUCGAGGUCGUGCCGUUGGUCGUUGGUGUCUUGCUGAACGUAACGACUGAUGUGAUCGUCAGUGGCUUUGUUCUUCAAGCGUGCACCCAAUUGGACUUACUCAGAUGUAGACUCGACGAGUUUCCCGAUUUGGUCGAACGUGCUAUUCUGAGUGGGCAAACGACGCAAUACAUCGAACGGAAAUUAUUGCAACAGGCAGUGAUACAUCACGACUUUAUAAUUAGAUUUUCCAAAAAGGUGACCAACACCUUCGACGUGAUCAUCGUCGAGCAGUACUUGGCUAGCGUUCUUCUCUUUUCCGUCAUUGUCUAUCAAUUCACUUUGAGAGACAUUUCGGUAAUACAGAGGAUCAUGGCUGUAGGAUAUAUCAUCUGCAUGACUGGAGAAAUGUUUGCCUAUUGCUGGUUUGGCAAUGAGAUCACUUUGAAAGUAAGAGCCGCAUCUGCACGAUUCUUUCUUCUGUUUUCAAAGAAAAAGUAUUUCCGAGUGACGUUUGCGCGGAAAGAACUUUUUUUGAAAAAGAUACACUUGUUGGGCUUUCAGAGUAUGGAUUUAGGAGAGUACGUUUACUUGAUCAAUUGGAUGACGCUAAGUAAGAAGGCAAAUAAAGCAUUGAUGUUCAUCAUGAUGAGAGCAUCGCGACCUAUCAUUAUGAGCUACGGCGAUCUCGUUGUUCUUAACAUCGACUCCUUCAAAAGUAUAAUGAAAAUCACUUACUCGGCUUUCAACGUUUUGAAAGAAUCUGGAGGAAAGUAAAAUAACCACUUUUCAAAAUUCAAAAGUUUACAUUUCUUAUGAAGGUGUUUUUAUUAAAAAUCUCUG